UUCUCCGUUUCCUUUUGUGAUUGAGAGUUCUCUUUUGGAGGGCGACGCACGGAGGGCAUAAGUUCCCCGCCACCACCACCAACGGCUGAUCAUCAUCUUCCGAUUCACUUCCGUCCACAACCUCUUCUCACUUUAUCUCUGAGGAGGUAGUUGAUCGGCAGGCAGAAUUUCCAACUGAAUUGGUUUUAUUGUUUGUUGAAUUGCGGAAUAACAGUUGACAAAGAUGUCAACACCGGCAAGGAAGAGAUUAAUGAGGGAUUUUAAGAGGUUGCAGCAAGAUCCUCCUGCUGGAAUCAGUGGUGCCCCAUACGAUAACAAUAUAAUGCUCUGGAAUGCUGUCAUAUUUGGGCCCGACGACACUCCCUGGGAUGGAGGUACGUUCAAGCUGACCUUACAGUUUUCAGAAGAUUAUCCAAAUAAGCCACCAACUGUGCGAUUCAUUUCACGAAUGUUUCAUCCGAACAUUUAUGCAGAUGGAAGCAUAUGCUUGGACAUCCUUCAAAAUCAGUGGAGUCCAAUUUAUGAUGUUGCUGCUAUUCUGACAUCAAUUCAGUCGCUGCUCUGUGAUCCGAACCCAAACUCACCAGCCAACUCAGAAGCAGCACGGUUGUUUAGUGAGAAUAAGCGCGAGUAUAACAGAAAAGUACGAGAAGUGGUUGAGCAAAGCUGGACAGCCGACUAAGAGUGCAUGCUGGGUGGUGCUUGACCAUGCCUCUCCCCUGCUGGUAGGGUAAGGUAGGAUGGUCUGUAUCUCUGUGAUAUUCCUGUUAUGAUACACUGUAAUAAUGAGUGCUAUGGAAACUAUGUUGAUUUGAAGGUCAUGCUAUAUAACAACAAUUUGUAGGGAUUCUAUAACCUUUUAUGUGCCACUUGUUGCUUGCCUAUUAGACUCUUUCUUGUAUACAUAUAGUUAUUUCUUAUAUCA
Cynara cardunculus var. scolymus (artichoke) is the source of this 925-nucleotide messenger RNA. RefSeq names its product ubiquitin-conjugating enzyme E2 2. The record is from RefSeq and is a predicted model, not a curated record. Lineage: Eukaryota; Viridiplantae; Streptophyta; Magnoliopsida; Asterales; Asteraceae. The coding region runs from base 224 to 682 and encodes 152 amino acids. The transcript has 6 exons.